Molecule: messenger RNA, 2109 nt
Organism: Chlorocebus sabaeus (green monkey)
Lineage: Eukaryota; Metazoa; Chordata; Mammalia; Primates; Cercopithecidae
Gene: GPR152
Product: G protein-coupled receptor 152
Biological process (GO): G protein-coupled receptor signaling pathway
Cellular component (GO): plasma membrane
Molecular function (GO): G protein-coupled receptor activity
Source: RefSeq, a predicted model, not a curated record
UGAGCCACCGUGCCCAGCCUUAGAAUACUUUACUUGAAGACAAAAUUCCAUACCAUUAACAAUGUUUGAAAGCCUCCAGGUUAGUCUACCCGGACACAGUGGCAUUCCACAUGGCAGAAGAUUAAGUCUGGCUGGACACAGUGGCUCACGCCUGUAAUCUCAACACUUUAGGAGGCCAAGGUAGGAGGAUCACUUAAGCUCACAAGUUCAAGACCAGCCUGGGCAACAUAGUGAGACUAUGUCUCUACUAAAAAUUUUAAGAGUAGUGGGUGCACACCUGUAGUCCCAGCUACUAGGGAGGCUGAGAUGGGAGGGUCGCUGGAGCCCAGGAGGUGGAGACUGCAGGGACUAUGCCACUACACUCUAUCCUGGGCAAUAGAGCAAGGCCCUGUCUCUCAAAAAAAAAAGAAAGAAAAGUCUGGGUUGAGCCCUGGCACCUCCCUUCCUACCUUCACUGAUUCUCUGAACUUUCCUCUCUUCGCCUGUAAAGUAGAUUGUAUGAGGACUCCAUGAGGUCACCCACUUGAAGUCCGUGGCAGAGGAUAACUACCCACAAGGCAAUGACAAUGGCGCAGGGAGGGAUGGCGACUUGCCUGGAGACACACAGCACCGUCUCUCCCAUACUCAGUCAUUCACACCAUCACUGAUUCACCAGGCACCCACUCCGUGUCCAGCAGGACUCCAGGGACCCCAAAUGCACACUACUAUGGAAGCCAACCUGGGUGCCACUGGCCACGGGCCCCGCACGGAGCUUGAUGAUGAAGACUCCUACCCCCAGGGUGGUUGGGACACGGUCUUCCUGGUGGCCCUGCUGCUCCUUGGUCUGCCAGCCAAUGGGCUGAUGGCAUGGCUGGCUGGCUCCCAGGCCCGGCAUGGAGCGGGCAUGCGUCUGGCGCUGCUCCUGCUCAGUCUGGCCCUCUCUGACUUCUUGUUCCUGGCGGCAGCGGCCUUCCAGAUCCUGGAGAUCCAGCAUGGGGGGCACUGGCCACUGGGGACAGCCGCCUGCCGCUUCUACUACUUCCUGUGGGGCGUGUCCUACUCCUCCGGCCUCUUCCUGCUGGCUGCCCUCAGCCUGGACCGCUGCCUGCUGGCGCUGUGCCCACAUUGGUACCCUGGGCACCGCCCAGCCCGCCUGCCCCUCUGGGUCUGCGCCGGGGUCUGGGUGCUGGCCACACUCUUCAGCGUGCCCUGGCUGGUCUUCCCUGAGGCCGCCGUCUGGUGGUACGACCUGGUCAUCUGCCUGGACUUCUGGGACAGCGAGGAGCUGUCGCUGCGGAUGCUGGAGGUCCUGGGGGGCUUCCUGCCUUUCCUCCUGCUGCUCGUCUGCCAUGUGCUCACCCAGGCCACAGCCUGUCGCACCUGCCGCCGCCAACAACAGCCCGCAGCCUGCCGGGGCUUCGCCCGUGUGGCCAGGACCAUUCUGUCAGCCUACGUGGUCCUGAGGCUGCCUUACCAGCUGGCCCAGCUGCUCUACCUGGCCUUCCUGUGGGACAUAUACUCCGGCUACCUGCUCUGGGAAGCCCUGGUCUACUCCGACUACCUGAUCCUGCUCAACAGCUGCCUCAGCCCCUUCCUCUGCCUCAUGGCCAGUGCUGACCUCCGGGCCCUGCUGCGCUCUGUGCUCUCGUCCUUCGCGGCAGCUCUCUGCGAGGAGCGGCCGGGCAGCUUCACGCCAGCUGAGCCACAGACCCAGCUGGAUUCUCAGGGUCCAGCUCUGCCAGAGCCGAUGGCAGAGGCCCAGCCACAGAUGGAUCCUGUGGCCCAGCCUCAGGUGAACCCCAUACUCCAGCCACGAUCAGAUCCCACAGCCCAGCCACAGCUGAACCCCAUGGCCCAGCCACAGUCUGAUUCUGUGGCCCAGCCACAGCUGAACCCCAUGGCCCAGCCACAGCUGAACCUCACGGCCCAGCCACAGUCAGACACUAAGGUCCAGACCCCUGAACCUGCUGCCAGUGUGCCCAGUCCCUGUGAUGAAGCCUCCCCAGCCCCAUCCUCACAUCCCACCCCAGGGGCCCCUGAGGACCCAGCCACACCUCCUGCCUCUGAAGGAGAAAGCGCCAGUGGCGCCCUGCCAGAGACGGCCCAGGGCGCAGGCCCCACGUGAAAGUC